This is a messenger RNA of Tuber aestivum (summer truffle), 2456 nucleotides long. NCBI's taxonomy places the organism in Eukaryota, Fungi, Ascomycota, Pezizomycetes, Pezizales, Tuberaceae. The record is from the annotation of a GenBank genome assembly.
CCUCCGCGGUCUAUCAUGUCGAGUACAGGUACCGGUAAUCCCGUUGCUGGCGGGUCUCGGAAAUUUUUUUGAAACCUGCUUGGGAAUCUGAGGCCAUGUCGGGUUUUACAUCUUCACGCUUUCUCCGAAUCGAGAGACCAAUCUAGGGCGCUGUUCAAGCGCGUCCUUUCCUCUUCCCACGAGGAGAGCGGGAUAGAUCACUGAGUGGUCUAUUACUUGUACAUGGGGACUCAUCUUCCGGCUCUGUCAUGGGAGCAGUAUCCCGCGUAUGACGCCUUUAUAAUACGCGUUUUGGGAAGAAGAAGCACUUCAUACCGGCAUGGUGUGCUUAUACCCUGUCUGGGCCGGUUAUCUCUCCGAUUGGGUCCUAUUUAAGCGUGGCAGCGGCACCCGCGGAAGCUCGAUGUUGGGCAUACGUCUCUGUUCCCCGUCCAUUCAUGCCGCUGUGCUUCAUGAUAAGAGUCACUCGAGGUUUUGGGGACGCUGAGGCUUGAGCGUUUGGGUGCAAGGUCACUCGCAUUGGCACACUCCCAUUGAUCCGGAUUGUGGGGAAUCUUUACUUCCCUUGCGCUUCAGUGGAGCGUAGUAGGGUUAUGUGUACAAGUACCGGAAAUAGCCAUGCAACAUUAGGGUCUGACAUGCGGGUAUGGGGGUCUGUUUGGGAGCGGAAAUGGCGUAUAUUCCGCAAAAGAAACACACUAAAGUCACCUCCAGAAACUGGCAGAUUCAAGGCAGAACGGGAAUAUGGGCGGGAAUGUCAGGUCCCUAGAAUACCCCUUUCUCCUUAUGAUAGGCUACUACUGGUAUUGUAUCCUGAGGAACGGAUAGCGCUCAAAUAAUGUGGUUCCGGCGUUCCUGGUAAUCUACCGGCUUGCCCGUUCGGAUAUAUAAUCCAGAUAAAAUAUCGCCGACGCUGGGUGAAACAGUUUCUAGAGUUCCACACGGCAACCCGGAGAAACAGCUCGGUGUGAGAUAUGGCGCAAUAAAUGGGACACAGUACGGUACGAGUACUCGAGUACAUUGCCUGCACUCGAUCAAGUACCGUACAGUAGCUGCACGGGCAUCAAUCAUACCGGCUCGUAUACUCGACGCUUCUACCAUACUGUUUGUGCGACUUAUUGUAUGAUACGGUAUUUGUGGUCGGUCAGUGCUCAGCGGUAUGAUAAUUAUGAUGUUGUCCGGUAUCAUAUGGGGGAUUGAGUUUGUAUCAGGGGGCAGGGCAAAGUGCAGCUUUGGUCUUUCUCGCGUCUCGGAAAUAUCCGUCUUGGCACACUGCGGUGGUCCUGCGGCUCCAAAAAAGUCUUCUGUCGUCUUACCAGACCUUCGGGCAAACACCUCUGCAACGGCCAUCAUCAUGGGUUCGACGAAGACAAAACGCAAGGAUGUCAGAGAUAAGAGUGCGAAGCGCAAGAGGAGAAAGAGGGCCCGCACUGAAGGUAUGCUUUCCCCGACGAUCGGGAGAGAAGACGGCGGUUAACUGCGACGAUAGUUUCCUCCAGCUCCGAGAGCAGUAGUAGUAGCGAGAGUGAAAAAGAGGUUGUUGGAAAGUUAGUGGAAACUCGAGAUGAAGGAGAAGAGAAGGCAGAGGAUGUAUGUAUCUCCAGCCCCUUGUGAAAUUGGUAACAAAAAAUAAUAAAUGAUAUGGCUAACAAUAAGAACCAGCCUAUGAUAGUUGAAGCUUCUGACUCUGACGCAGAGGUUGAUGCCGCAGCGAAAUUUUCUAAAGUACCCAAACCCAGUUGCCUACCCCACCCAUUAAAACCAAUGAGGAAAGGGGAAACACCUAACUAAUGAAGAAAUGAAUCAAAAAAAACGCAGAACGGCAAAAUCCCACCCCAAUUGCGAGACCUCCACGACUCCUGUGCCGACGAAAAAUUCCAAGAAUACUACAUGACCUACAUCACCCGCGAACACGCCGACGAUCUCGAAACCCUUCGCUCGGCAUCGGACUUCACCGAUCGCUCUCUGCCAUUACUUAUCCGUGCGCUCCGUUCAGGUGUGAACAUUUUCGACAAAGAGGAGAAAGCAACGAUCGUCGGUCUUGCUCAAGCGGGCGGGUCCCACUAGCUUGCCGACUCCGUAUCGAUGAGCCGGCUGUCUACAACGUAAUCCCUCGCACGGAAGGUGGGCGUUUUUUCCAGGGAUGGCCAGAGAGGGGGAGGUUUCUUGUCGUUAAGAGAGCGCUCUUCUCGGCGGAUUAGUGACUCUGUGCUGUCGAGUUUUGCACUGGUGAUUUUUAUGGUUGUUGAGAUGCGGGAUAUUAGGACCUUUUUACAUAUAUAUAUAAAAAGGAGUUACCAUUUUGUGUCGUUAGCCUGCGGUCUGUGAUUUGCAGAGGCGAUGGAGGGGAAAACCUCGAGUAGAUCAAUCUGCCUAUACACACUCUUCAAUUCCGUCGCGAUGGGAAUCAACCGUUCCGCCGUCGGCUCUAUGAUAUUCGAUAUCUGUGAUUGCGU